AUGGCAAGGAAAAAGGCAGACGAGAGUGGUGCUUCAUCAAAGAGUAAGCCAAGUGGCAAAGAUGCUGCCAAGGAUGGAAAGAAAGAGAAGCUCUCUGUCUCAGCCAUGCUUGCUAGCAUGGAUCAGAAACCUGGUAACGCUAAGAAAGGAUCCACAUCCUCAGGCUCUAGUUCCAAUAAGCCCAAGCCUAAGGUAGCUGCAAAACCAUCUUAUAUUGACGGCAUUGAUCUCCCUCCUUCUGAUGAAGAGGACGAUGAUUAUGCCUCUGAAGAUGAGCACCAGGAGAGAGAGAAUUUAAGUCGUCAGCAGAGGAGCGAAGCUAAGGCUCUUGACAUCUCUGUAACUGACAAAGAGUUGAAGAAGCGGGAGAAGAAGGAUAUGCUGGUUGCUCAAGCUGCUGCAAUAGCCAAACAGGAGGCUCUUAGGGAUGAUCGAGAUGCCUUCACUGUUGUCAUUGGCAGCCGUGCCUCUGUUCUUGAUGGUGAAAAUGAAGCUGAUGCCAACGUGAAGGAUAUAACCAUAGAUAAUUUCUCUGUAUCAGCUCGGGGAAAAGAACUCUUCAAGAAUGCAUCUGUGAAGAUAUCUCAUGGAAGAGAUGUGCUACUGGUUGAACAAGAGGUAAUUGGUGAUGAUAAAACUGCCCUUGAAGCAGUUGUUUCAGCUAAUGAGGAGCUUGUCAAGCUUCGACAAGAGGUUGCAGCCUUGCAAGAUGCUACUUCUGCUGCUGGUGCUGAGGAUGGAAAUGAUGAUGGUAAUGAGGAUGAUGCUGGAGAGAAGCUUGCUGAAUUAUAUGAAAGAUUAGAGCUGAUUGGGUCAGAUGCUGCCGAGGCUCAGGCUUCAAAGAUUCUUGCAGGGCUGGGUUUCACCAAGGACAUGCAGGGCCGCCCAACAAAGUCUUUUAGUGGUGGAUGGAGAAUGAGAAUUUCUUUGGCUAGGGCGCUUUUUGUGCAGCCAACUUUGUUGCUGUUGGAUGAGCCGACCAAUCAUCUUGAUCUGAGAGCUGUUCUCUGGUUAGAGGAAUACUUGUGCCGCUGGAAGAAGACUCUAGUCGUCGUCUCGCAUGACAGAGAUUUUCUUAAUACGGUUUGCAAUGAGAUUAUUCACCUCCAUGACCUCAAACUUCACGUAUACAGAGGGAAUUUUGAUGAUUUUGAAAGUGGCUAUGAACAGCGCAGGAAAGAGAUGAACAAGAAGUAUGAGAUUUUUGAAAAGCAGAUGAAAGCAGCCAAGAGGAGUGGGAAUCGAGUUCAGCAAGAGAAAGUCAAGGAUCGGGCAAAAGCUGCUGCCAGCAAAGAAGCAUCAAAGCAUAAGGGGAAGGGCAAGCUUAUUGAAGUGAGCUUUAGCUAUCCGAGUAGAGCGGAUUUCAGGCUCUCUAAUGUUGAUGUUGGUAUUGACAUGGGAACUCGUGUUGCUAUAGUUGGACCAAAUGGAGCAGGGAAAUCCACCUUGCUAAACCUUCUUGCUGGUGACUUGGUUCCAAGUGAAGGAGAAGUACGAAGGAGUCAGAAGUUGAGGAUUGGGAGAUAUUCACAACACUUUGUUGAUCUGUUGACAAUGGAUGAAACACCAGUUCAAUAUCUUCUGCGACUUCAUCCAGACCAAGAGGGACUUAGUAAGCAAGAGGCUGUCCGAGCAAAGCUUGGAAAAUUUGGUCUCCCUAGCCAUAACCACUUGACCCCCAUUGCAAAGUUAUCUGGGGGACAGAAGGCUCGGGUUGUCUUCACUUCCAUUUCCAUGUCAAGGCCGCAUAUUUUGCUGCUGGAUGAGCCCACAAAUCAUUUGGAUAUGCAAAGUAUUGAUGCUCUUGCUGAUGCACUUGAUGAGUUCAGCGGUGGAGUUGUUCUUGUUAGUCAUGAUUCUAGACUAAUAUCACGUGUUUGUGAUGAUGAGGAGAGGAGCCAGAUUUGGGUAGUGGAGAAUGGAACUGUUAUGACUUUCCCUGGUAAUUUUGAGGAAUACAAGGAAGAGUUGCUAAAAGAAAUCAGAGCAGAAGUUGACGAUUGA
Thlaspi arvense is the source of this 2004-nucleotide messenger RNA. The record is from the annotation of a GenBank genome assembly. Lineage: Eukaryota; Viridiplantae; Streptophyta; Magnoliopsida; Brassicales; Brassicaceae.